UGAGUGUCCCAUCCCAGCAGCUGAGGGCUGGAGAGGUGCCAGCAAGGGAGGAAGUGGCUGCAAGAGGAGUCUGUCUGUUUCCCCUGCUGCAGCUUGGGACUGCUGUUUCCCAUCCCGAAAACUAGAAUGACUUUUUCCCUGAACACUGGCCGUACACACAGCAGGGAAGGGGCUGUGUUCCCUGCUGCAUCUUUCAGGACAAAUCCCACUCCUCCGCAGGGACACGCAGGGAUCUUGGGCCAGAGAAGGGGCUGGAAGGGAGGAAAUGGAAGAGCUGAAGGCCUCGAGGCCAGGAGCCAGGCUGCGGGAGCACUGUCCCGCUGCACAAGGGGCUACGCAGAAACCACCGGGCUGCUGACAAUCCCUCUAAGGCUGCGUCGCUCCCCGCCGCGCUCCGCGUUCCCCCCGCCGGGGCCCCGCGUACCUGUCCUGCGGCGUCCCGGAGCCUCUCCGCUGCCGUCCCGCGGCCCGUCGCCGCUGUCCCGACCCCGCGGUGCCCGGCCACAGGCGGCUGCGCCCGCAGAACGACGCGUCUCUCGCCAACACGCUGGCUGCUGCCGGGCUCUCCCCGAAGGGGAGGGACCAAACUUGGCCUUAGUUUUUAGAUGAGACAGUCUUUCUGGGAGAGAUCUUCCACGGGCCUGGAAAACAAGCUUCUGGCACGGAGCCAUGCCCUCCCCUCCUCCGCCUUCCCCCCCGCCACCCAAAACCCAACCCACUGCACGCCCCAGAGAUCCAUGCGGCUGCUUAGAAGCCGGGCUGUGCCUAUGCAGGGACGGGGGAGGUUUAUAUACGGCGCUUGUCUGGCCACGGCUGAAUUUUGUCUCUCCUCGCGGCGAGGCCGCGUAGGGCUGGAUCCGCUCCGGGAUCUCCGCGAGAAAACCCGCCCGGACAGGCUGCGGCACCCGGAGGUGCUGCAAGGCUUGGGACUGCGAGAGGAGGCGAGUCCUGGGCGGGGAAGCACUCCAUUAAGCUCAAGAUCCCUCCAUAUAAAAAUCCAAAUCCUUUCCUCUGGCGUUAUGAGAAGUGGGUAGCAACAGGCUGAGGAAGCCGAUCCCACUGCUGGGUGCAACUUCUGGAACGAUUUACGGUGGAUCAAUCACCCUACUGAUGGGUGGAUCAGCACCCAUCCACACUUUGUAUAGCCCAGGCAUUUACCCCCUCAUAAGACUCGGGGAAAUAAGCCUAAAAGCGGCACCAGUAACAGAUGAGAGGUCAACAGGAUGAUUCAGCUGAUGAAACAGCUGUAAGAGUUUCAAGGCCAGCAGAGGGAAGCAGCAGGGGAAGGAGGGUAACAUUUGUCUUGGCCUAAAUUCCUUAUGGAGCUGCACCCCUGAACUGUCUCCUUAGAGAGCUGGUGACUCCUGGGGUGGGAUCAUUGGCUUCUCUUCCUCUCCCAUUGCAUGUAUGUGUGUGGGUAUGAUCUGAGGCUAGCAGAGCACUAAGGAGCCUGACAUUUAAGUUAUAUUUUUAAACUUUGAAUUUUGUUGGCAUUUCCUUGGAAAAAAGUAAUGACAUUGUGUGAUGGUGUGUCCUUCCAGCCUGUAUUUUGGGUGUGUUUGGGAUGUUUAUGGGAGUUUGGGAAGAAGCAAAUGGCCACAUCCACCUCUGGCUCCAGGCAUGUACACCCUAGGAUUGCAAAACUUCCCUCAUGUCAGCCUCCGCAAGCUCCAAUAUUAGUCCUUUCCAAUGUGCUAAACAUGGAAAUCAUAUUCUUUUAAUCUGUAAAAAUUACUCCAUGAAGUAAAUACAAUGCAAAAGCUGUAAUGAGUCCUAAAACUUAUGAGUGGGACUGGGCUAAUUAGCUCAAGACCAACUGUUGGUCAUAGAAUCACAAAAUCAUUUCAGUUGGUAAAGACCUUUAAGAUCAUUAAGUCCAACCAUUAAUUUCACACUGCCAAGCCCAUCACUGACCCAUGUCCCUCAGCACCUCAUCUACACAGCUUUGCAAUAGCUGCAGGGAUGGGGAUUCCACCACCUCCGUGAAUAGCCUUUUCCAGUUUUCUCCCCUUUGAUUUGUCCAGACUGAAGAAAAUAAUGCAGUAUUUCCAUCCUCAGGAUGAUGGGGUAAUGCAGUGACCCUUGCAAUUCUCUGCCAGCAGAGCAACUAGGAAAUAUUCCCUAGCCCAGGUAUAGUUAUUGAAAUCCCUGCAGGGACUGAAGGUCUGCUGUGUUCCUUGAUAGGAGUCUGUUGUAUGGAACUGGAAAAUGCAAAGCAUGGCUGUGGAGAUGAGAAUUUUAAGCAACAUGCCAUAGUUCCAUUAUUUGCACCAAAGAACGUCAGAAGAUAACUUGCACAGAUAUUUACUUCAUAAACCACUACCAAUAACGGAUCUGCAGCACUGGCAGGGGAGGAGCCAGUUUCCAUGGCACGGGAGGACCAACAGACCCGUGGCAAAUGUUUGGCCUGAGCUGCCUGUUUGUUAGCAACAUCCUUCAGAAAUGCAAUGUGGUUUUAUCUCUGAGUCCUUUACAUAAGGGGCUCUACUUGGCUCCAGGUUUCCAUGACUGCAAAUCAGAUGUCACCAUCAGUCUGGGAUCACUGUUUUGAAGGCACCUUUUUCAAGUGUGGAGCAUGACAGAGCUCCAUGAAGCUGUGGCUGUGGGGGACUACGACCUGGUAGAUGAGAUUUUGAGGUCAGGGCGCUGCGACCCAAAUCACAAGGAUGUUGACUGGCACGAUAGGACCCCGCUGCACUGGGCUGCUGCAAAAGGCCAAUCGGAGCUGGUCAGGCUGCUGGUGGAUCACGGCGCCCGGCACUGCCUGCGGAGCGACGUGGGCUGGACUCCGGCUCACUUUGCUGCCGAAGCGGGCAGGCUCGGUGUGCUCCGUACCCUUCACACGCUGCACGCUGCCAUGGAUGCGGCCGACCUCUUUGGAGACACUCCCAAGAGGCUUGCGGACAUCUACGGACACCGAGACUGCUCCAGGUUCUUGGAAACAGCAGAGGAGGAGAGCAGAAACUAUCGCAGGACAGCUGCACUGAAAGGAAUUGCGUUAGAUCAGAUAGAUGAAGACUGGGAACUCAAGAAAGACAGCCUUCAGAGAAACCCACCGUGUUCUCGUGAGAAAUACACAUCCUGUACUCAAAAGAAAAAUCAAGGAAAAAGGAAAAAGCAUUAGUGUGUUGGGCCUGUUUGGUGCCACUGAGAACUUGCAAUGCAGAGCAAAGACUGGUAGACCUCAGGUGCAACUACGGCAUGAAAUAUGGAUGAAGAGGAGAAGCAAGGGUACAUCCUUGUGAUGGACUGUAAAUGCUGACAUUAACAGGGAGAGAGUAGAAGUGCUUCUGGCUCUGUGUGUGUUUAUACAUGCCGUAUCUCUAUCAGAAAGCUGCAGAAGAUAUUUCAAUGAACUAAUACUGUAACUCACUGAAAUGCGUAAAUAUACAGGAAUGACAUCAGAAACAACUCAUCUUGACUGAGAGGGAAAUAAUUUUGCU
This is a messenger RNA of Colius striatus (speckled mousebird), 3443 nucleotides long. It is a transcript of the gene ANKRD66, whose product is annotated as ankyrin repeat domain 66. Gene Ontology annotation, molecular function: protein binding. The transcript has 5 exons. The record is from RefSeq and is a predicted model, not a curated record. Lineage: Eukaryota; Metazoa; Chordata; Aves; Coliiformes; Coliidae. The coding region runs from base 2576 to 3124 and encodes 182 amino acids.